CUUCUAAUGUUGUGAACUUGUAUUCUCCAUCGAAAUUUGAUUUUGAUUUAGUUAUCAAUCAUCAAUGUCAAAAUGUCGAUAUCUUGUUCUGUGAAAUCAUGUCGAAACAACAACAAUUUACCAAUUUCUUUCUUCAAAGUCCCUUCCCGCUUAUCAAAACAAUGGCGGCUUGUACUGGAUCGUGGAAUGAGAUGGACUCCGAAACCAAAUUCAAAAAUUUGUAUGGUUCACUUUAGAUCAGAUCAAUAUAAUAAAAGAGGAUUGCUUCGUGGUGUGGAACCCAACUUACACCCAAUACCUUUACCAGAUUUUACAGAUUUUGGGUUAGAUCGUGAUGAACCUGAGAAAGAAACUGAACUUCUGCAGGAGUUUGGAAGUAUAAUAGAAGUAACAUAUGACAAGGUUACAAACACUUUCGGAAGUUUGAAAGAUGUCAGUUUAGAAGAGGACUCUAAUCUUUUCGAAAAUUAUCCAGAUGUCAGCCAUUUUAAACCAGCGAGUGAAAUUUCAGAAGAUAUGGCCGUAAAAAAUGGUCAACCCAACAAAUUUCCGUGUGACAGAUGUAAUUUUUCGGCGACACGAAGUAACGAUUUGAAAAGACACAAAGAGAGUAUACAUGAAGGAGUGAGAUAUAAAUGUGAUCAAUGCUCUUUUUCUGCAUCUCGACCAUCGUUAUUGAGGAAGCAUCUUUCGAAAAGUCAUCCAAGAGAAAUCUCACUUAAACCUUUUUCCUGUAACUUGUGUAGAAAUUCAUAUGAAACUUCAGCUCAGUUGACAGAACACAAGAAAACAUCGCAUUUGAAUAAAAAUACCUCAUCUGAGGUUGAAAAUAAAACCAUGUCAGUGCAACAUCUCUGUGAUAAGUGUGAAUAUUCUGCUCCCUCCCCACUGUUUCUAACCAACCACAGAAAGAGUGUGCACGGAAUUUACCCAAUGAAAUAUAGAAUAGUAGUAUAUCCAUGCGAGAACUGUGACUAUUCCCCGACUACCAAAGAGCAGUUGAUAAAGCACAAGAUGCACUGUAAAGACGAAUUACCAAUGUUGGAUAUCAAAAGUGAAAAAGAAGAGGACCCUUUGGCGGGCCUGUAAUCCUUUUCACUUUUAAAACAGUUUCAUAAACUUUUUCAGAAUCCCAACAAAUAAAAAGGCUGCAGAUUCAAUUUUCCAUUAAAAAAAACCAUGAUUAAGAAUGUAAGUAAAGCGCGUAUUGUGUGAUGUUCCCGUGUUUUCUGUAAAUUGUAUUUUAUGAUUCAUCAGAUAAAAAAAAUAUUAUUGGAUUCUUUGACAUGAACAAAACUGUUUGCUGUCAAUCAAUUCCAAUGAUAUUUAUAUAUACUUAUGUGAAUUCAUUUGUGGAUCGCACUUAAUUUUUUCUUAUGAUAACAAGUAACAUUAAUUAGUACUUUUUUAUAAUUAGCUAGAUUUUUGUUUAAAUCUAGUUUGUUACAAUUAGAUUUGGUUAUCAAAUGGAUCUCAACUAAAAAAAUUAAAAAAUUGAACAUUUUGUCAAAAUACAGUGGAUCAAAAAAUAGAUGUUGAAGAUCUUCCAUUUUGCUUUUAUUUCGUUCUCUUUAAUGAUUGUCUUGGUUCUAUAAACUUACUUUGUUACCUAUUGUGUCAUAUUUCACAAGUUUAUACCUCAUCUUUUCAAAUAUAUCGUUGUUGAUAA
Molecule: messenger RNA, 1669 nt
Organism: Eurytemora carolleeae
Lineage: Eukaryota; Metazoa; Arthropoda; Copepoda; Calanoida; Temoridae
Product: zinc finger protein 675
Exons: 2
Coding region: 73-1089 (338 amino acids)
Biological process (GO): regulation of transcription by RNA polymerase II
Cellular component (GO): nucleus
Molecular function (GO): RNA polymerase II transcription regulatory region sequence-specific DNA binding; DNA-binding transcription factor activity, RNA polymerase II-specific
Source: RefSeq, a predicted model, not a curated record